UGAAGAGUUGAGAGAAAGUAAAAAAAACGAAAAAAAUAAAUUCAAAGAGGGUUGAAAGACGGAGGUAGAGUGGAUUGCAGCGUCGCGUGGAAGCGGCGGCGACGAGAUCGAACAAAACCGAUAUCGAACACCACUAUUUCACGAUUAACGAACAAAACCGUUCUCGCUUGGCGUAACGAGAUCGAGAGUGAGAAAGAGGAAUGGGGAGAAGGAUAUUGAACGAUGCGUUGAGGAGUAUGGUGAAUGCUGAGAAGAGAGGGAAAGCUAUGGUGGAGCUUAAACCUAUAUCCAAUGUUAUCUCUUCUUUUCUCCAUAUCAUGAAACACCGCGGAUAUAUCAAGGACUUUCAGGUCUAUGAUCCCCAUAGAGUGGGGAGGAUCACAGUUGAACUACAAGGUAGAAUUAACGAUUGCAAGGCCCUUACAUACCGACAAGACCUUAAGGCAAAGGAUAUUGAAGCUUAUAGAUUGAACACUCUUCCAACACAUCAGUGGGGUUAUGUUGUGAUUACAACUCCUGAUGGUGUUUUGGAUCAUGAAGAGGCCGCAAAAAGGAAUGUAGGUGGUCAGGUUCUUGGUUACUUUCACUAAAACUGUUGUUUACCUUGUUAUUUAGGCCAGUCACUGUCUUCAGCUAAGUUUCCUGAUAAGCUUUCAAUGAAUUUUAUGAAAGAAUGUUUUCAGCAAAGGAGGUUUUGUUUUCUAUUAUUACUUUGUCCUGUAUGAAUUAUGUGGCAGUUCAUGCAUGAUGAGCGUGAUGCGUUGGAUCACAAUCUUUGUGGAAAUUAGUCAUGUUUAUGUUAAAUAAUAGACUAGACUUGAAUGGAAACCGUAUCAUCUUAGUUGUAAUCUACUUUAAAUACAAUGGCUCUUGUGUAAUCCAUAAUUGAUUCAAGUUCAACCAUUCUGCAACACUAGUUUUCUUA
Messenger RNA from Medicago truncatula (barrel medic), 925 nucleotides. RefSeq names its product 40S ribosomal protein S15a-5. Gene Ontology annotation, molecular function: structural constituent of ribosome. The transcript is spliced from 3 exons. Gene Ontology annotation, biological process: translation. The record is from RefSeq and is a predicted model, not a curated record. Gene Ontology annotation, cellular component: ribosome. The coding region runs from base 201 to 590 and encodes 129 amino acids. Lineage: Eukaryota; Viridiplantae; Streptophyta; Magnoliopsida; Fabales; Fabaceae.